AUGGCGGUCUUAAAGGUGACAUUCACUAAGACCAAUCGGGACAAGCUGGCCCAAGUGCUGUGGGUGCUGAACUGGGUUUCCGUGAUUACGGGCAUCAUCCUCUUCAGUCUGGGCCUCUUCUUGAAAGUGGAGAUCCAAAAGAGACGUGAACUCAUGUCUGAUGAGAUCCACUCAGUGCCCAACAUGCUAAUUGCCGUGGGCCUGGUUGCCUGUGGCAUCAACUUCCUAGGAGGUAAAAUCUGCUACGAAUGCGUGGACAUGGUAAAGUUUCUGCGCUGGAAGCUGCUACUGCUGCCCUACAUCAUAUGUACUUUUUUCUUCACCUUCUGCAUCCUGGUGGGGGCUUUGAUGUGCUAUACUAUGCGCAACAAUCUAGAGGAGUCGCUUUUCCUGGGCCUGCGGGACGCCAUGCGCUACUACAAGGACACAGACACGCCAGGCCGCUGCUACAUCAAGCGCACUGUCGACCUGCUGCAAAUCCAGUUCCAGUGCUGUGGCAAUGAUGGCUACAGAGACUGGUUCCAAAUCCAGUGGAUCAGUCAACGCUACCUGGAUGUGUCCAGCAACGAGGUGGUAGAUCGCCUGCGAAGCAAUGUGGAGGGGAAGUACCUUAUGGAUGGAGUGCCCUUCAGCUGUUGCAACCUGUACUCUCCGAGGCCUUGCAUCCAGCACCAAAUCACCAACAACUCGGCUCACUACAAUUACGACUAUCAGACAGAGGAGCUGAACCUGAACCAGAAGGGCUGCAGACAAGCUCUGCUGGAGUAUUACACCCAGAUCAUGCAAUCUAUCGGCCUAAUCGUGCUCGUCAUCUGGCUCUUUGAGCUCUCUGUACUGACGGGGGUGAGGUACCUACAGACCUCCAUGGAGAAUGUGCUAAGAUUAGGAGAUCCUGAUUCUGAGUCUGAUGGCUGGCUUCUGGAGAACAGCAUUGCUGAAACAGCCCGUUACAACUUCAACAUCAUCAAGAGCCUGGGCAAGUGCUACCAGGUAGAUGAUGACCCCAACAUUGAUGUACCGAGCACCAGCCAGCAAGCACAAGAGAACGUACCCACUCGACAAAACCCUUUGGCCAGCUAG
Molecule: messenger RNA, 1080 nt
Organism: Colossoma macropomum (tambaqui)
Lineage: Eukaryota; Metazoa; Chordata; Actinopteri; Characiformes; Serrasalmidae
Gene: prph2lb
Product: peripherin 2-like b
Exons: 3
Coding region: 1-1080 (359 amino acids)
Biological process (GO): visual perception
Cellular component (GO): membrane
Source: RefSeq, a predicted model, not a curated record